Molecule: messenger RNA, 205 nt
Organism: Symbiodinium pilosum
Lineage: Eukaryota; Dinophyceae; Suessiales; Symbiodiniaceae
Source: the annotation of a GenBank genome assembly
GUUGUGUGGCGUUUUGGGACCUUCACCCAGCGUUGCAGCGGGCAAGAAGGAUCCCAAAGCCCCAGAUGAGUUAGCUGAUCUUGAUCGGCUGGGGUCGAUGCUGGAAAAGAAGUGGGAGAAAGUGAAGCCCGCGUGCACCAGUGUUGGCAGCAUAGGCGUCAAAGCGGGGUAUGGCGUGAGUAAGAAGGAUCAAUUGGAAAGUAUC